Molecule: messenger RNA, 2112 nt
Organism: Oppia nitens
Lineage: Eukaryota; Metazoa; Arthropoda; Arachnida; Sarcoptiformes; Oppiidae
Product: insulin-like growth factor-binding protein complex acid labile subunit
Exons: 2
Coding region: 1-2112 (703 amino acids)
Molecular function (GO): protein binding
Source: RefSeq, a predicted model, not a curated record
AUGGCCAAAGGAAGUGUCACUUCACUGAUAAUACAAAUAUUGUUAUUCAAGUGCUUGACUCUUGACAAUUGUGUGGCCCGCAGAUCAUCACCGGUAUUCUCGGCUUCWCUUCCCGGCAGAUGUCCAUCGCCUCCGUGUGAAUGUGCGGCCGACGAAUUCAACCGCAAACGGGUUAUCUGUUCUGCGGGAGGUUUGACAGGAAUUCCCGUCGAAAAAAUGGAUAAAGAAAUUCAAGUACUUAACAUAACAGCCCCCGAAAGUAAUGCCAAUAAGAUAGCGUUGGGCCGAAUAUUUCUGGAGUUACACCAAUUAGAAGAAGUGCACAUUACGUACAGUAAUCUACCGGCAAUUGGCGACUCAUCCUUCUGGCCGGGAAAGGCACUCAAACUACUCAAUCUAAGUCAUAACAGUAUUAGUAUCGUAAGAGACAACGAUUUCAAUCAAUUAAACAAUUUGCUGACACUCGACCUGAGCGACAAUCAUCUGUCUCGGGCACCGUCGGCUGCGUUUCGCUAUUUGACAAAUUUAACGACACUAUCGUUGGCCAGAAAUCGAUUUACAAAACUAGUUCCGCGAUUAUUCUUUAAGCUCGAUAAUCUUCAAGUGCUAGAUCUCAGCGGUAAUCCAUUGCGGGAAAUAUAUGCCGACGACUUCAAAGAUAUAAAAAAUCUAACGGUUCUUAAUUUGUCGAAAUGUCUGUUAGAGAAAAUGCAUUCUCUCGUAUAUAAAGGUCUUCCAAACCUAACAUAUCUCGACUUAAGUUAUAAUCAAUUUGUUUAUUUGGCGUCAAAUGAGUUCAAUUUAUUGGUAAAAUUAAAAGUGCUUCUUCUUAAUGGAAACCGAUUAUCAGUACUAUUGGACAAUACGUUCAGUGGUCUUCACGGACUCGACUUUUUGAAUCUGUCAUCCAAUCAGAUAAAUGCCAUCUAUUCGUGCACUUUCUGCAACUCAAGCGUUACAUCACUGGACAUCUCAGACAAUAAGUUUACGUCAUUUCAGACCAAAAUUCUUGAGCCGUUAUCUGAUUCAUUAAGACAACUGACUGCUAACGAAAAUCGACAAUUAAUUGAUUCGACAACAAGUGUGGCAUAUCUGAUACAACCGCUUAAGAGGUUAAAUCAUUUGUCACUUGCAUUCAAUUCAUUGGAUGAUACCCUCAUUGACUCCACUUUUUAUAAUUUGGAUUCAUUGUUAUCAUUGAAUCUUACGUACAAUAAGUUUGCAAACAUAAGCGCCCGUCUCUUCCAUCCACUAAUUAAUCUAAAAUCAUUGGAUUUAUCGCAUAAUCAGAUCUAUGGAUUGGGAUAUCAACAGUUUGCUCAAAUCAAUGCAUUGUCCAAACUGGAGGCCAUCUACUUAAACGACAAUCCCUGGUCUUGUUUUAGAUGUCAUAUAAUGCCAGCCAUGGAAUGGAUCGAUAGUUCUCCCACCGCUUACUUCAAUGUAUGCCAUCGUUACUCUAAAGAAGUGUCUCGUCUUCAGCAUUGUAUAAAGUGUUUGUCACCAUUACAACUAUCCUCAAGAUAUUUACAUUUACUCAAUCAGUUUGAUCUCGAGUGGUGUAUUGAUCCAAAUGUUCAAUUAAGACUCACUGCUUCAGAGCCACAAAUUGGACUAAUUUUAGCCAUUUUUAUAAUCAUGUCAUUAGUUUUUAUUAUAAUUGCAGUGAUUGUCUUCUAUAGAAAACAAGGAGCAGUUUAUUAUACACACGAAGACGAUCUGUUUAUUGAUGAAAAGAUACCGGUGCCACAAGUAUUCAGUGUAGCCGCACAUACAUCAGUCAAACAACCCAUCCAUUCUUACAUGCAGUCACCACAACCACCUCCACCACCACCACCGCCGCCUUCAUCACAUUUCCCGCCAUCGCAAUCAUCAGCUGUUCCUCAUUGUAAAUCACAUCAACCAUCACUACAUUCAUCACCAUCAAUGAGUCCAUCAUUAACUUCAAAACCAGACUCACCAAAAGCUGGUCCAUCAUCGAUACCUCCAUCAGUGAUUCCGGUGGUUGUAAUGGACACAAACGGUGCUCCAGAGAGACCAAUAUUAUCGUCACAACCAAUGACUACAACAACUAUGAGAAUAAUACGACCAAAAGUUCAAAUAUAUAUUUAA